GCAGAUUAACUUUGCCCUGUCAGCAUGUGCUGGCUUGUAACUGUUAGGAGUCACACUUAGACUGAUCAGACUUGGAGGAAAUAUUCUUGUGGAACAUGGGAACUAAAUCACUAUGUCUCUUCAUUGCCUCUGCUCUUAUUGCUUACUACAUUUAUGCACCCAUCCCAGAGAAUUUAGAGGACCGCUGGAAACUGAUGCUCAUGAGUAGUGUAUACAAAACUGUAGGGCAUUUGGCUGAGUUUGCCGAGUGGCUGGGUCUGAUGCACUAUAUGGAAGUUCUAAUGCUGAUCACAGUUACUGAACAUGUCCCACCAACGUCAGAUGAAAAUGUCACUGUAACAGACACAGAGUUCAGUAAUGUUCCAGUUCGUUUAUAUUUGCCCAGAAAGCAGCUGAGUGGAUUGAAAAGGGCCAUACUUUACUUUCAUGGUGGAGGAUGGUGUGUAGGAGAGGCAGGCAUGAAACCCUAUGACCUUCUGUCAAGAUGGACUUCAAACCAGUUAAAUGCUGUUGUGGUAUCAGUCAAUUACAGGCUGGCGCCUAAAUACCAUUUUCCAGUUCAGUUUGAAGAUGUGUAUGCGGUAACAAAAUUCUUCCUCCAAAGCAGUGUCCUCUCGCAAUAUGGGGUGGACCCAAAUCGGAUCUGUGUUGCUGGAGACAGUGCAGGUGGCAACUUAGCUGCAGCUGUGGCACAACAGUUGUUAGAUGACCCUGAAGUCAAAACUAAACUUAAAGUCCAAGCUUUGCUUUAUCCUGCUCUUCAAACCCUUGACCUGAAUUUGCCAUCUUACCAAGAAAAUGAAAACAAGCUGAUUCUACCCAAGUCACUUAUGGUCAGGUUCUGGAGUGAAUAUUUCACUACUGAUUCCUCUCUUAGAGAAGCAAUGGCCUCCAACAGGCAUGUUCCAGCUGAAGCAAGCCACUUAUUUCAGUUUGUAAACUGGAGUAAUUUACUGCCUGAAGAGCUAAAAAAAGAUCAUGUUUAUACCAGUCCCGUUUAUGGAAGCUCCAACCUUGGGAAGAAGUAUCCAGGGUUUCUGGAUCCAAGAGCGGCACCUCUGCUGGCAGAAGAUGCCAAGUUACACAGCUUGCCUCUGACCUUUAGACAUAAGCCUUAUGUUGAAAACUCUACCAGCAGAGGACAGUACAUCACAAAAGUACAUUACAGCAGAGGAGGAUACUGAGCUACCCUGAACUGUUGAAAAUGCAACAGCAGUUGCCUGAGUGAGCAAAAUAUAUGAAAGCUGGUAAGUGAGAAGCAAGUACUAUUUAUCAGCCACAUGAGAAGUUUUUAAGCAGCUUCUUUAAUGCUUACUAUUAUCUGACCUUUUGAGCUUUUCUUCUGAGCAAAGCUAGAAUAACUGUUUGUACCCCAGAUAUUAGUGGGGUUGAUACUCACUAACCUCAAAACAGAUCACAGAAAAGAGGAUGCAAAUUUUUUUUUAAAAAGUAUAUUUAUUUCUCAGGGUGAUAUUCAGAAUUUUUCAUUGGUGUGUGUCAUGCUAUUGCAUUUAACUUCUCCAAGUUUUUCUGUUAAAUACUGGGCUUAUUCUACAGGUGGCCCUGUGUUCCACUCAGCUUCCAUUUAUAUUUUAUAUAACAUAUUAAGUUUGUAAUAUAUGUAUAUUGGCUUGUACAAAUCAGAUAAAAUGCUAUAUUGCAAAUGAAAAUGUGUUAUAUACUUCAGUUAGGAAGUAUGGCCAAACACUGUGAAGGAAGCACCUCACUGGGGGGAAGCGUUUUGGCAAGCUGGCCCUAUUUAAGGUUAAACUGUGGCUAAAGAAUGGAUACGAAGUGGGCGCAGACAGCAUCACUAAAACGGACCUGGUUCAGUUGGUGAGAGCUGCCCCAGAGCAGGCUAGCUCUCUUGUUAUCAUGUCUGAUUUGAACAUUCAGCCAUUUAAGGUAGGUUGUUGUUUUGAAAAGUGUCUUUUGCAAAACCUUUAACAAUGCUGGCAAACCUUUAUGGUUGUUGCAAAAAGAGAACUGGUGGAAUUCAGGCUGUGGUAUUUCCAUAGCCAUUCCAUUUCUGCAGCGACACAAGGUUGCUGCUGUCCCCAAAGCCCUUACAAAGGGAGCAGAGUCCUUCCGCAUGAUGCUUUUCUGUUGUAAGACAGCAGUGUAAGGAGCUUGCCGUAUCUUGGGUUUUAAAAUGUUUACUGCUAAAGCACUUGACGUGUAUUGAAAAUGUUUUGUCUGGAUGUAAUUUUGGAACACUUCUUGCUUUCCUAAUCUACUUCUUUUUAAAUGGAUUACAAUUUCAUUAUUUCAAGAAAUCUAUAUCCCAGCAUUUCUGGUAAAGUAAAUUCAAGACAGACAAAAUUAAAUUUAAAUAUGUAUAUAAACUAACUCUGUCUGAAAGUUAUUUGAUUUGCCACUUUGCUUCAGGUGGGUAGUGCCUGAGUUAUAGUUGUAGGUGUCAUAGCUGAACUUUGUAGGCACAAAGGAAGUAUUGAAGUUUUGAAAUUUUAGCCUAUGUCUCGUUUAACAGGAUGAAAAGAGAAAAGAUAGUUUAAUCCCAAAUUUGCGUUCCCCAACUUUGGAGGCAGCUAGGAGCUCCCAUGGGUCUGUUGAAAGCUGCAGAAGCUCCGAGGUUGACUGCAAGAGUGCCGUUUCUGACACGCGGAGCGCCCAGCCUUGCAGCCAGAUCACGUGCAUUGGCGAGGGGAUACGCGCUCCUGGGCUGGCAGGCAGCUGGGGUCCGUGAGGGUUGUCGGCAGCCACCUGCUCUUCUGUCUCUGCAUGACUAGAGCCUGGGACCCCAUGUGACAUGUUGCAGGAAAACCUGAAGAUCUGGUUAGGGGAAGUCAUGUAGUACUUUUAGCAUUUGAAGUAUUUGGAGUACUUUACAAACAUUCCCAGUUAAUUUUCCCAGUUAAAAAAGUUUAAAGUUUAAAUAUCCUUAACAUAUGGAUUGGAAAAGAGGGACAAAGAGAUUGAAAAAUUGGCUUUCAAUGUAUACUUAUUUCCUGCAAAAUCAACCUCUGGCAUAAAGUCUGUCAGUUUAAUGCCUUGUCUUAAGAGUAAUAUGUAACAGCUUGACCUUCCUAAAGACACAUGUAAUGUGCUCCUGAAACAGGUCCAAAGUUAGGUCAUGUUGGUCUGGGGAAGAAACAUAUGCUAGUGUGCAGCUGAGGGUUUUUUGGUUUUCUUCCUCUAUGUGACAAAUGUACAUGACUUCUGAGGUCAUUGAUAGUGUAUCAGCAGUCUCUAUUACAGGGGCACACACGAAAUAGAGGCUGUGGCACGCAGCGCAGCUGUGGGACAGGGACCCCGAGAGGCUGCGGGACCCUGUUGGAGCACGGCCGGACAGGCCAGGGCAGUCCGACGGGUGGGAGCCAUUGCAGCUUGCCUGGAGGCUGCUGGCCCUGUGGUCAGGGCGCUGGGCAGUGCCUGCCAGAAGUCCUUCACGGCCUCAGUAGUUCUGUGUCCAAGUGGUUGAAAAGCUACUGAAAAAAGUGAGUGCUGAGGUGGGGAGGAGAGAGGGAAGCAAGACAGAAAGCACAGUUGUGUGAGCCUCCUCUUCAGAGAAAUUUAGGGUCAAAGGUGUGGAAAGCAGCAGAAAUGCUCAGAGGCAUUUUUCUGGCAGACAGCAUCCGACUAAAAACAUGAUGAACUUGGCUGUGAGACUGAAGAAGAAGAAAAUGCAUUCAUUCUGGAACAUAAGUAAGUCAGAUGCUAUUAGACUAAUAUAAAUAGACCACAAAUAAACAAAAGUAGACAUUUUAUUCUAUCCCUUCUUUGCACCAAAGGUAGAAACAGCAUCAGGCUACUCUGCUUUACAAUGACAGGCUAUAUAGGCUGUUCCUAAUGCAAUAUGGGCUGAUGCAUGGUAGCAGUAUGCAUUACUAGGCCAUUUACACUGCAGCAACUGUUGCAAAGUUCUCAUCCACAGGUUGCUGGUGGCCAGUGCAAAGUGUUAAUUUAUUUUCCCUAGUAUUAAUUUAUAACCUAAAAGAAUAUUUAUGUUCUGCUUUGCUCACUGGGGUGAGGAUAAACAUCCCCUGUUUAAAAGGCUCUGUAAGAAAAGCACCACGCUUCACUCAAAGUCAGUCUUAAUGACUCACCCAAGUGUCUCAAAUGCAAAUACAUCACAAUAAACCAUUAAAUAUGCAUCACUUGUUUUAAUAGUCCUCAGUCUAAUAUAAAUUGACUAAUGGCUAAUUGAUUAAUGCCAAGAAACUUGCCUGAAUCCAAUUGUAUUUCUUUAAAGCCCAAGGAAUGCCAAAGGAUCUGGUGAAAUUAACAGCAUGCCAUUAAUGUAUAGUCCAAGCUUGCCCUUGUCUCACAAUUUAAACUCAGUUUUUUCAAACUUGCUUCAAAUUGACUGGGAACGGCAGGAUUAAGUCUCAGGAAUCAACAUUUCAACAGCUUUUCUGAGAAACACUAUAUACAUCUAUCAAAGAAGUGCAAAGAAAGGUUGCUUUUAUCGUUAGGGCUUGAUUGCUUUUUGGAUUGAUGGUGGUGGCAUUAGGUUGUUCCUCACUGAAAAAGUUUGCGCUAACAACAUUUGUUGAAAGGCUAGCUGACUGUAACAAACGUGUGUUGUUAAAGGUGCUCUAGAAAUGAGAGUUCUUAGGUAAGGGAUGAAUUUCCCGCCUGCCAAGUCAAUAUUGACAUGUCCUCAGUAUUAGCAAACUGUGUGCGGUUGCCAAUGUCACCCUCUGUUAUUUCUGUCUUCUCCAGCUGCCAGCACUGCUGGUGAAGUACUAAUGUGCUUGCUGCUGCACGGCAUCACCCCCGCGGGGUGUCCCUGGGAGGUGAAACGUGGGCAGAAUCUCUCCUGCUGACGAGACUUCUCAUGCAACUUCUGAUAGCUAUGUAGGGUCUUCCAAUAACCUGAGCAUUUUGUGUGUAGUUCAUCCAAAGGCAACAAGUUCUGUAUGCUUGAUAUUGCCCAUAAAUGAAGAAGGUAAAUAGUCUGGCCUGUGUUUUACCAUGAGACUCAUUAUUAAUAGAGUUACUUCUGCUUAGCUUUAGGACUUUACCACAUCUACAUUUCUUCCUCCAAAAUGCUGCAGCUGAAUUCCCAAUAACUGCAUCCAGUAAAUAAGAAACGUUAUAUAUUUGGGCGUAACUCUUGGCUUAUGUCAGAUUGAACUUAAAUUGUGAACUGAAGCUCUCCAAUUUGUACUUUGAUGCAUCACACAAAGAGCAAUUAAAGGGAAGACUUUA
Molecule: messenger RNA, 5175 nt
Organism: Struthio camelus australis
Lineage: Eukaryota; Metazoa; Chordata; Aves; Struthioniformes; Struthionidae
Source: RefSeq, a predicted model, not a curated record